CCGAGUGGAACUGGUGCGGCUGCUGGAGAGAUAGGCAGAGAGGCUGUGCUGAACAGACGCUGGGUCAGAGCGCUCAGUUGCUUCAGACAAUCACAGGGGAGCGAGAGAAAGACACAGGAAAAGAGCAAGACCACAUAGAAAGAUAGAUUUAAAAGAGAGAAAAGGGAGGGAGACAGGGGAGGGAGGUAAAUAUGUGACAGGAUGCGGUUUCCCUGAGCUUGCAGAACAUCGGUACACAGGCAUACUUUGGGCAUGACCUAAACACACCAAGCUUACAAGUGUGUUUUAGCUCUGUUUGCUGGCGAAAGAAGCAAACCGCUGGAACCGCUGCUGCUGUGCCUGUAGACGCUCUGGUUUGUCUGCUCUGUGCUGGAGGAUUGUGUUUCCUUUAAGCCAUUCAGCUCCACAGCAGUCAGCUCAUCUGACAGGAUCUGAACCAUUCCUGCCACCAAGUAGAAUGCGUUUCUCUGCUGGAAGCUCUGCUCAAGUUGCUGCCUUCAUUUCCAAGCAGUGAACUUUUCAACCAGAUUUGUGAAACAGGGUCCGUGCAGAGACACACACACACUGUGGAGCCAUGGGCUGCGGGCUGCGAAAGAUGAAGCCAAUGUCAGAGGAGAACAGUCCGGGGAAGAUUUACUCCACACUGAAGAGACCUCAGGUGGAGACUAAGGUGGGCGUGGCCUACACCUACCGCUACCUGGACUUCCUCAUUGGUAAAGACGGUGGGACGUCCACGCUGCGCCUCUCAUCGGUGCGCGAGCUGCCGGGUCAGCUGCAGGAGCUUUACCAGCAGGGCUUUGUUCUUGCGUCCGUUCACCCGUUCAUCCACCCCUGUGGUCCGGAGUCGAACAGCCCACAGCACCAGCUCUACAGGGCCAUACUGAUCCGACUCAACGACGGGGUGGAAAGGAGCCAGCCUGUCUGCCCGCCGUACAAACUACAGCUGGAAGAGUGUCUGUCCGCGGAGCAGGUGCCCACCCCAGAGCUCAUACAGGGCUACGUCAAGAAGCAGAUCCAUGAUGCUGCUGACCAGGGGGUGAUGUUCGUAGGAUUUGUCCAGGAACCGUAUGGGGCCCCAUGUACCAGGAUCCGAGAACCAGACACCCCCUCCCUUUCCCUCCACUCCAGUCCCAGCUCGGUGCUCGGUUCUCUGGGCAGCUGCAGCCCUUCAAACCCCUCAAGCCCCAGAAACCAUGCAGCACCUGGAGCUCAAGCUGACAAAGAGGGAAAUGAGGAGGCUCCAUGCGAGGAUGGGGAAGCAGCAACGAGUGGGGAGAAGAUUCAAAGUGAGAACACUGGGAACCAUUCAGGGAGCGGGGUGGAGGGCAGUCAGGGCGAGGUCUCGUCUGUGGCGUCUCCAGUGUCAGAGGGAGAUGUGGAGCACAGUGAGGAGCUGACGGAGGAGGAGUCGCCGUGUCACAAUAAUAACAAGGACGGUGGCGGAGAAGCCAAGGAGAGGCUGAGAUACCGCCAACGGAGAGGAGACGGGGUGGAGCUGCUCGCUCUGUAUAACCACCCGCCGAUCAGAGAGGGCCAGGUGAAGUACUACACUGUCAAGGUGCCACUGCGAGUGCAAAACUGUGAUGAGGGGGUCAAAGGCGUGGAGGCCAACUGGCUGGACCACAUGACGCAGCACUUCAACAACGGAGCCUCAUUGGUCGAUGGAUACUUCCACCUGGGCAAUACAAAUGAUAUGCUGCCUAAGUCUGUGGAAAGUGUCUUCAUUUUCCAGGAGGCGUGCGAGAGCGACCCAAACUCGACCACACCGACAUUUGAUGCCAUCGUGGUGGAGCAGUGGACCGUCAUUAACGGUUUGCAGGUGAAGGCAGAUUAUGUUCCUCUGCUACAGUCCCUGGCCACGUAUGGAUGGAGGCUCACCUGUGUGCUGCCAACUCCUGUAAUCAAGACCAACAGUGAUGGAAGUCUGUCCACCAAACAGAUCGUGUUUCUGCAGAGACCCGUCUUGAGCCGAAAGAGGAGGGAAUCCAAGAAAUUGAUCUUCAAGCCCCGAAGCAAGUCCAACAAGAACUGCAUCAAAGAAACAGCAAAGAACAAGAAGAAGAAGAAAACUAAAACCGAGAAAGAUGCAGAGGAUCCCAAGAUACUCGAUGACAAAGAAAAUGUUGAGAAAGAGGAAAACAACAGUAGGGAGGAAGCAGUGAAUGCAACAGAUGUAGAGGCAGCAAGAGAAAGUGAGACAUCGAAAGAAAGGGAGGUGAGGAGUGAGGCAGAUAAAAUGAUUGAUGGGAUUGAAAUCAGCAUAGAGACUUUUGAAAAGAAAGAUGGAGGAGCAGAGACAGAAGACAAAGAAGGACAAAACGUCACAGAAGAAGAGGAAGAAGAAAAGAUAGCACUGGAUGGGGAGGGAUCAAAUGAGAAGGGAGAGCCUUUAGAAAAGAGAGAAGUCCAGGAAGUGACGGAAAUCGUUGCGACUGUUGAAACACAGAGCGAGACCAAAGAAAAGGUGGAUGAGAGCGUAGCAGAAGUUGUGAUUGAAAAUGGGGUGGAGACGGAUGAGGAGAAAGACGAGGGCCAAGAGAUUGUGAUGAAACAUAAGACAGAAGAACCAGCAGGCGUGGAUGUCAUCGCCAAGGAAAUUGUGGCGGAUUCAAAGGCCACACCAACCAAUCAAAGCUCAGAGGAGACUCCAGAGUAGCCCCAAGUAGUCCAAGUCAAGGUUUUUCCCCACCCUACCUCUUAACUUCUACAUCUUAAGGACUGGUUCACAGUGUUGUCCCUGAUCCAUGUAAAAGGGUCUUCGAUCCCCAUCGCUGCAUCAUUCUCCAAACCUACCAUCUUUAUUAAACAAUUCCCCGCAACCUGCCAUAGUGUAGUUACAGAGCAGAUAUCAGCUCUAGACCACACAUACUGAAUGUAUAUAUCAGAAGAUGUUGGUGCAGUAUAGUGGACGUAUAGACAAUGCAAUACAGAGCAGAGGAAUCAACAGGGGGUGAAUAUCUAGAAUGAUGAAUUGAUCGGUUUGGGCACGUUUUCCUGCAACUAAAGAAGAAUGAGAAAUUGUUUAAAUUCCUGGUCACUUCAGAAAUUGAAAAAGGUAAAUGUCUUUCCUUUAAAUGAAAUCACAUUUAGUUGGUUUGUAUGUCAAAGAGAGAAACAAAUCUAUGUAUUAUUCCUAUAAAAAUCUAGCUAUUACCCAUUUUACACAAUGCUGUGCAAUAGAAAGCUGUCCUAACACUGUUCAACGUUGAGGAAACAGAGUUUGAGAGAAUAAAAUGAAGGGAAAAAACUGUCAGACAGAAAAAAAAGGUAGGAGAGUUAUUGAAACUGACUAGCGGCAGUGUGUUAGCAGUUAGCUCAACAUAUGUAGUUUAUCAAUCAGUCCUGCCAAUAGUCCCACAUCACCAAUCCUCUAGCUAUGUGGAUAAAUUAGACACUUUCUGGUGUGAUCAGGGCUUCACGUGAGUGGGGAAAGAAACAUGAUUCUCAUUGUAAUGUAAAAUACAGAGUUGGAUGCCGACCUUUCUAAUAAGAUAAGAUAAGAUAAGAUGGACCUUUAUUAAUCCCUGUGGGGAAAUUCAGUAGUUUAACAGCAACAGGGUAAGAUUGAAAAUAAUAAGGGUCAACUUGAUAAACUUAAAGAAGAUCAGUGAUUGAGAAAGUUCUCUGGCAGUAAAGGAUAAAGCUAAUAUGUGUACCCAGAGGUAGCACCUGUUACAAGAGGUACAUGUACUGAGCAGCUUUCUCGCAGUUUUGGAAGCUACGAAAAUUCAGCUCAAAAAUCCAAGAGACUGAAUUGACAGGUCACACAUUUCCAAAUCCACAGGACUGACAGUUUGAGAAAAAAUCUGCUCAGGAAAGCAUCUCCAUGUGACCACAUACUGCACCACCAUUUCCAGUUCCUUAGUUCUGUGCAGCAGAGUAAGUUGUUGGAGGGAACUUGUAGGAGACAGUGGUAGAGGUGAUGGGAAAGGCAUUCGUUGCGAAAGGCAAUCCAAAGCAGGGUGAAGAGAUAAUUGUUUACGCUAAGCUCAAAGCCGUCAAGUGCUUCAAAGAGAGCCGAUAAUCACUCUUUGGUGUGGUGUGCUAAGCUCACCUUGCAUACAGAAUGUUCCAUAUUCAACGCCGAGUCAGAUAAGGAUGUGAAAUUCAGCUGAAUGUUUGCAGCUCGGGGGCAGAACUCAUAUUUUUGAUGCACCUAGUUGGCUUUCACAUACAGUACAGGAGUGAGGAUUCAUUUCUGGGCAAAGUUGUAUUUUUUAAAUUACAUUUCCAGCCAAUGGCCACAAACAAAAGCUCUUGUCAGUAGGGAGACAAGGUUAAGAUGUUUGGUCAGGACAGAGCAUAGCCUUGUUGUUCACUGAGACCAAAACUGAAGAUUGAGAGAGAAAUUGAGACAGACGUUGAGAGCCUAAUAGAAAUACCCAAGUAUAAGAGAGUCAAAUAAAAUAAAUGAAUAGGCUCAUCUAAAGUAACGGCCUUUUGCGUUCCACAUUCCCCGUUGAGAUUUCCUUCAUUAUUUUACUCCCAGCUCUUUAAGCACCUCUUUCCAGACAUAAUUUCUGACAAUAACAAAGUCAUAAUGUGCUGUUUCAUGGCAUCGUGUAGCUUUCCAUUUUAAAAAGGGGAUGGGGUGAUGUGAAAAGGAGGGAGAAAGGUGUCGACGUUCACGGCGCAGAGCUCUCAUUAGCUCACUAAUGGAUUUUGUCAGUGGGGUAUCUGUCAGGAAUCAUGAAUUUAUAAUGGGGGUCACUUAUUGGGGGAUGUAUUGACAGCAAAACACCUCAACAUGUCAAGCAAAUAGCCUUCAGAUUUAACGGUGAUGUCAUAGGGAAUCAUUUGCACUGAGGGGGAGGAGCUUUUGUUACAAAAUAUCAAAUAUUGCAAAGAAAUUACACACUUUAACUACCUGCUGUCCACCUUCACACAUACUAUAUUUGUCAUAAUUUGGAUCUUUUGUCAUUAUGAGAACAGUUGAUACUUCGGUCAAGAAAAAUGUCUCCCUUUUGGAGAUAAAACUCUUCAAUUACACACAAGUAAGAUUGAUUACUCUGAAUAAGUGCUCUCUUCAAUAAAUCCACCCGCCGCUGAGAUUUUCUUCAAUGUAAAAUGGCAAGUGAUUUUGUGUAGAGUAGAAUAUAAAAACUGUGACCAGCUUAGCCUUAUUACUAUACUGUAAAUGCCCCACAAUCUGCUUUUUAGCUAUGUCUUUUAGAGGCACAAUGGUGAUUUCAGUGUUAUAUGUUUGUUAUAGUCAAACAGGAAAGAUUUGCUACAGUCAGUGUUGGUAUUUUGAAGCCGUUGUUCCCUCUUUUAUUACUGGAAUUCAGAGUGAGGGGAUACAAAGAUUUGAAGUGUUUGUCUAUAUGAAGGUAAUAUGUUUUUAUUUUUAAGAUGUUUUGAACUUUUUUUAUUAUUGUGAAUGUUCUUUUUUGAGUCUAGAGAUUUUAUUGUAGGCUUUGUGUUGCCUAUGCUGUUGCGCUAAAGCUUGCUAAAAUGUAUUUCUGGCUGAUGCUCUGAGCUACCUCCCGAGGGCUGUGGCUUGUGUUAAAACCAAGGGGUUGCCGUGUGCGGACCCACAGAAACAUAUGCUCCUUGUCCUCUCGCCCUCCAAUAUGACGGAGUCCAGACCCAUGAGCGUGAUCGCUAAUAGCAGCAAAAUCCAGGGCCAUAUGUGAGCCAGAAUGGAUUUGUCCACAUCUGUACACAGGAGUUUGCACGAGCACAUGACAAAUAACCACUCUGAUAAUAUUGAAUUAUAUCAAGGCAUAUUAUAAUAUUCUCUGUGGUAUUUUAAUUUUUUUUUAACUUAAUUCUCCAAGCUGCUUUUAGCUAUCGGCUGUUUCAGCUUUAAUAAGCACUUAUUGUAUUCAAGAAAAUAUUGUAUGCUCCCUCUUGCAUCAAUGCUGCUGGGGAGCAAAUAAGACUCAGCUGUCACAUUCAAAUUGUGACAAAAAUGAAUUAUGAAAGGCAAUACCAAAAGACGCCUUUUGAUAGCUGUCGAGAUCAUUAUGAAUAGCAUUAUUUUAGAAAUAUCCCCAGUGAAUUCUGGUCAACUUAAUCCGUCAGAUUUAAUCAAUUUCUUCAUUUUGCCCUGCGUCAAGAUAGACAUUUUUACUGUCAUCUAUCUGUUCUAAAGAUAUGAAUUAAUAUCAGUAUUCUCGACUUCUGUUUUUAUUUUAAAUCGCAAAACUGUGACAUGUAUUCCCCUUUGGUAUUCUGGGAAAACAGACAGAUCAUAUUCCACUUCAUCUAGAGGAGCAGGGCUUGGAAAAUCAGUUAAGCGGCGAGGUGAUCUCAUGUGACAUGACUGUGUUUUUGACUCCCACUACAUUCCGGUUGGACAUCCACAAACACGGAUGAUCGUAACCUUGACAAAAGUUACAACCGGUCCUGUAUCCGCCUGUCCUACCUGCGGCUGUAGCCUUCAGGGCCCCUUGUCUGCCUGAUAAGGGCUGAUUGGUGGCAGCUCAGUCUAACCUCUGACAUGAGUACACUCCAGGGACUGUGGGUAAUAGUGAUUUUUUUUUAUCCUGGAAAAAAGAAAAACACAGACGACAGGGAGAGAAAAGCGAGGCAGGAUCUUACACUCUAUCAGUUAAAUGAUGUUGAACCAUGUUAAGUUAGCCGUCCGUGAAAAGAGGGAGACCUUUGAGUAAUGUUAGACUUUAUACAUUUGCAGCUCUCUGCCCAUUUGUGUAAAAGAAAAAAGAAAAGGUAAUAUACAGUUUCCUGUCUUCUAUCAGCAUAAUUGUCUUUGAGCCUCAGUGGUGCUGCCGGUGCAAUCGUUUUUGGUAACGCUGUUAAGAAAAAAGACAACGUAAUGGUUCAUUUCCUGUGUGCUACUAUGAUGUGAAAUGGGCAAAGUAGAAAUGACAGAACAUGAUACAAUAGGAUGCCGUCAUUUUUUGUUCCUGUGUUGUCACUUUAGCUUGCUCACAGCCUCCGGAAAAUGUAUUCUUAGGUUUUUGUCCCCGAUGUGUUUUUAUCACCUCGCUGCCAUCUUGAAUGUUGAGUAUCUUUGAUCAUGUGCUGUUGUCACUUGCAUAGCAGUGUUUGCUAUCAAGGAAGAAAAAAGUAUUCUUUAUCUUUGCUAUCCUGAGUAUGUCCACAUUCCUAUUGUUCAUGACAUCUGUACAAUUUGUAUAUUAUAAAAUGAUUUAUAUUUAAUGUGUA
Gymnodraco acuticeps is the source of this 7134-nucleotide messenger RNA. Its product is annotated as raftlin-like. Bases 575 to 2656 code for a protein of 693 amino acids. Lineage: Eukaryota; Metazoa; Chordata; Actinopteri; Perciformes; Bathydraconidae. The transcript has 10 exons. The record is from RefSeq and is a predicted model, not a curated record.